Molecule: messenger RNA, 1536 nt
Organism: Fukomys damarensis (Damara mole-rat)
Lineage: Eukaryota; Metazoa; Chordata; Mammalia; Rodentia; Bathyergidae
Product: cytospin-A
Exons: 5
Coding region: 1-1536 (511 amino acids)
Source: RefSeq, a predicted model, not a curated record
AUGGAAGGUCAACGGAUCCAGGCCGAGCGACCGGGCUGCUUCGCUGCUCGGCCCCAGAGCGGAGCGAACGAUUGCCCCAUAUGGAUUGGAAAUCUGUGCACAACUUCUUCAACCAAGCGGAGCACUUCUGCAGGUAACAAAGAAUCCAGUUCUACUAGAGAAAGACUACGUGAACGUACCCGACUAAACCAGAGCAAAAAACUACCUUCUGCAGGUCAGGGAGCUAACGAUGUGGCAUUGGCUAAACGUUCCCGCAGUCGCACUGCUAUGGAAUGUGAUGUUCGCAUGAGCAAGUCUAAAUCGGACAAUCAGAUCAGUGACAAAGCUGCUUUAGAAGCUAAAGUGAAAGAUCUUCUCACACUGGCAAAAACUAAAGAUGUGGAAAUUUUACAUUUGAGAAAUGAACUCCGAGACAUGCGUGCUCAACUGGGCAUUAAUGAAGAUCAUUCUGAGGGUGAUGAAAAGUCUGAGGAGAAGGAAACCAUUAUUGCUCACCAGCCAACUGAUGUGGAGUCUACUUUAUUGCAGUUGCAAGAACAAAAUACUGCCAUCCGUGAAGAACUCAACCAGUUGAAAAAUGAAAACAGAAUGUUAAAGGACAGGUUGAAUGCACUGGGCUUUUCCCUAGAACAGAGGUUAGACAAUUCUGAAAAACUGUUUGGCUAUCAGUCCCUGAGCCCAGAAAUUGCCCCCGGUAGCCAAAGUGAUGGAGGAGGAACUCUGACUUCUUCAGUGGAAGGCUCUGCACCUGGGUCAGUGGAGGAUCUCUUGAGUCAGGAUGAAAAUACACUCAUGGACCAUCAGCACAGUAACUCUAUGGACAACCUAGACAGUGAGUGCAGUGAGGUUUAUCAGCCUCUUACCUCGAGUGAUGAUGCCCUCGAUGCACCAUCAUCUUCAGAGUCAGAGGGCAUUCCAAGCAUGGAGCGCUCUCGUAAAGGGAGCAGUGGGAAUGCGAGUGAAGUGUCUGUUGCUUGCUUAACAGAAAGAAGACAUUCCAUAAGUGGACCGAUCUCAACAUCCAAGCCCCUCACAUCCUUGUCAGAUAAGAGACCAAACUAUGGAGAGAUCCCAGUUCAAGAGAAUACAGUUAAAAAACUCCAGGACCAAAAACAUGACAUGGAAAGAGAAAUCAAGACACUUCACAGGAGACUUCGGGAAGAAUCUGCAGAAUGGCGGCAGUUUCAAGCUGAUCUACAGACUGCGGCAGUCAUCGCAAAUGACAUUAAAUCUGAAGCCCAGGAGGAGAUUGGCGAUCUGAAGCGCCGGUUACAUGAAGCUCAAGAAAAAAAUGAGAAACUCACAAAAGAGUUGGAGGAAAUAAAAUCACGCAAGCAAGAGGAGGAGCGAGGUCGAGUAUACAACUACAUGAAUGCUGUUGAGAGAGAUUUGGCAGCCUUAAGCUGCAAUUCCUCGAACACCUCUGAGUCCGAGUCCUAUGAAAACCCCUCCUGCGGCAGCUGUAUCUCCCAUGCAGAGACAUUCCAUAAGUGGACCGAUCUCAACAUCCAAGCCCCUCACAUCCUUGUCAGAUAA